Molecule: messenger RNA, 2100 nt
Organism: Mesocricetus auratus (golden hamster)
Lineage: Eukaryota; Metazoa; Chordata; Mammalia; Rodentia; Cricetidae
Gene: Prmt1
Product: protein arginine methyltransferase 1
Exons: 11
Coding region: 60-1175 (371 amino acids)
Cellular component (GO): nucleus
Molecular function (GO): protein-arginine N-methyltransferase activity
Source: RefSeq, a predicted model, not a curated record
GGUCGGGGGGGAGAGAGAAGAAAGGGGGGGGUCUCGGAGGCCGGAGGACUCGGGUGAAGAUGGCGGCAGCCGAGGCCGCGAACUGCAUCAUGGAGAAUUUUGUAGCCACCUUGGCUAAUGGGAUGAGCCUCCAGCCGCCUCUUGAAGAAGUUUCCUGUGCUCAAGCAGAAAGCAGUGAGAAGCCCAAUGCUGAGGACAUGACAUCCAAAGACUACUACUUUGACUCCUAUGCCCACUUUGGCAUCCAUGAGGAGAUGCUCAAGGAUGAGGUGCGUACCCUUACAUACCGCAACUCUAUGUUUCACAAUCGGCACCUCUUCAAAGACAAGGUGGUGCUGGACGUGGGUUCAGGCACUGGCAUCCUCUGCAUGUUUGCAGCCAAGGCAGGGGCCCGUAAGGUCAUUGGGAUUGAGUGUUCCAGCAUAUCUGAUUAUGCCGUGAAGAUUGUGAAAGCCAACAAGUUGGACCACGUGGUGACCAUCGUCAAGGGCAAGGUGGAGGACGUGGAGCUGCCUGUGGAGAAAGUGGACAUCAUCAUCAGCGAGUGGAUGGGCUACUGCCUCUUCUACGAGUCCAUGCUCAACACCGUGCUGCAUGCCCGUGACAAGUGGCUGGCACCCGAUGGCCUCAUCUUCCCAGACCGGGCCACCCUUUAUGUGACAGCCAUUGAGGACCGACAGUAUAAAGACUACAAGAUCCACUGGUGGGAGAAUGUAUAUGGUUUUGAUAUGUCCUGCAUCAAAGACGUGGCCAUCAAAGAGCCCUUGGUGGAUGUGGUGGAUCCGAAGCAGCUGGUCACUAACGCCUGCCUCAUAAAGGAGGUGGACAUUUAUACAGUCAAGGUAGAGGACCUGACCUUCACCUCCCCCUUCUGCCUGCAAGUGAAGAGGAAUGACUACGUGCAUGCGUUGGUGGCCUACUUCAACAUUGAGUUCACCCGAUGCCACAAGAGGACCGGCUUUUCUACCAGUCCUGAGUCCCCAUACACACACUGGAAGCAGACUGUGUUCUACAUGGAGGACUACCUAACAGUGAAGACUGGCGAGGAGAUCUUUGGCACCAUUGGCAUGAGGCCCAACGCCAAAAACAAUCGCGACUUGGACUUCACCAUUGACCUGGACUUCAAGGGCCAGCUAUGUGAGCUCUCGUGCUCCACUGACUACCGGAUGCGCUGAGGAGGCGCCAGGCUGGCCUCCUGCAGAAAGGGGGCUUGGGAUGGGCUUUGGGGAUGGGAGGGUACAUCGUGACUGUGUUUUUCAUAACUUAUGUUUUUAUAUGGUUGCGUUUGCGCCAAUAAAUCCUCAGCUGACCGGUCCACUUCUUGCCCUGGGGACUGGGGUAACUGGGUAGCUUGUCACUUCCUGGAGAACUUCCAUUGUUCUUGGGGCUAGGAUUCCUGGCUACGCCCACUCUGGAUUCCCAUAACUUCCUUUUCACUGUCCUGGGCCCAGCCUUCAGCCUCCCUCCCUGCACUUGUGGUACCUGACUUCCUCCCUGUAGCUGAGGUUCAGGGCCGCCCUCAGCAGGAGAAUCUUGCCGUGGCUUCCAGUCAGCCACGUCUGCCUCUCCAGCCCAGAGCUUGUCCUCCCCUUCCUGUGCUGUUUCUAAGUGAGCUGGUUCACCCUCAUGUUCUCAGGAGUAUAGAGAUAGUAUCUUGACCCACUAGUGUUUCUGGAAGCUCGGUCACCCUGGGCUGGCAACAGGCAGGAAUUGAAUCUGGAUCCUAUGUGGCAAGGCCAAAUGGGGCUGGGUAACUAAAGCCAAAGCUCCUUAGCAGGCCUGGGCUCUAGGAUGCCCUGGGAAAGCAGUCUGGUCUGGCUCCCUGCCUGUGCCUACUGCUCACGCUAGGUUCCUGAGGCCUGCUAUUUCAAGCCCUGGAGCUCCUCUGGGUUUGACCCUCCCUCCAAGGGGUACUCUCCUAGGGGAAAGGUUCCCUAGGACCCCCACAGCGCCCCACCUGCAGCAAAGCGGCUUGGGUAGCACCUUUCUUGCUGGGUGACAGGUUUGUCUCUGUGCUGGGGUAGACCCAAGGGCCCACCAGAUCCAUUAUGGACAGUAUGAACGAACAUCCAGCGUGGAAUAAAGCCGGACUAACACGUG